ACUCAAAAAUGCAAUAAAAGCUGACUGAAAGCGUGUAAAUACACAAUUAAAUAGGUGCAUGGAGUGGUAUAUACCUGUGUACAUUCAUACACAUACACUUUCCAGUAAUGAUUCUCUAUGGAGAGGAUUGUACAUAUAGGCUUCUCUCACAAUCACUGGAAAUAAAUUUACAUAAAAUCAAUCCUACUAUUUUUGGUGCAAUUGAUUUCGAAAAUAAUUAUUUGCAGUGGAAUUAAUUAACUUAUUUUUUCUGAUCUCGUGUAAAUAGUAGAAGGAUUAUUCAUAAACAAUUAAAGUAUUUCAUUGUUUAUUCAAAGAAAUAUUGUUUUCGAUGACAGUCAAAUCAUAGUACAUUCAAAUCUAAAUUUAUAAUCACAGUAUAAUGAAAAAGUUUUAACAUUUUGAUGUAAGCAUGAAUAAAGAAAAGUGAUCAUAAACUUUCAAUACAUUUUUAUUUUAUUUUUUACUGAAAAAUCCAUAUUACUAGAGCAAACGAAGUUAUGUUCAGUGGAAACUGAUAAGUGUACAUAAAAAGUAAAUGUUCACAAUCUAAUUACACUAUCCUAUAAAUUCCAACUAUAUUAUUUUAAAUAUGCGUUGGACAGUGUUGUUAACAUUAUUGUAAAGUUACUCGAAUGUCCCGCCAUUUAAAAUGUAGUUCGCACGUACGACUAAAGGGGUACGUGAUCUUUAAUCGACAUCGCAAAAUUCCAGUCUAUAUAAUCUUACUGGUGAUUUGUAUUAGCCUUAACGGAGAUUCGGAAAAUGUACAUCUUUGUUCAUGACUAGCAAUAAACAGGAGAAAUUGUAUUGCGGUCUGAUCUUGUGUUUUCGUUAAGAACAUUCCCGCCACGAAGUGACUCGAUGCGUGCACCACGAUAGAAAAUUUCUGUCUUCGUUUAAUAAUCGUAAUAUCUAAUACUUGUUAUUAAGUGUUGACUCGUUCGUGCGGUUGUUCCAACUUAUUAAUGACUUUCGAACUUUAACACACAAUCAAGAAUAAUGGGUAUUGGCCUCAAACCAUUAGAGUUUACGGAUUGCUUAACCGAUAGUCCCUAUUUUCGAGAAAAUCUUCAUUAUCAUGAACGUGAAUUGGAGAAGACCAGCCAACAGAUUAAACGGCUCAUCAAAGAGGUCAAAGAUCUUUUGCUAGCUGCCAAAAAUUUGUCCAGAGCCCAGAGAGCAUUUUCCAAGACAUUGCAGAACUUUAGUUUUGAAUGUAUCGGAGAAACACAAACUGAAGAUGAAACUCAUAUAUCUCAAAGUCUAAAGGAAUUUGGUAAACUUAUUGCAUCAAUAGAGGAUGAAAGGGAUCGCAUGCUUGAACGUGCUUAUGAUCAAAUUAUACUACCCCUGGAGAAUUUUAGAAAAGAACAUAUUGGUGGAGUCAAGGAUGGUAAAAAGAAAUUUGAGAAACAAACCAUUAAAUUUUGUCAAAGUCAAGAACGUUACCUAAAUUUGUCCACUAAAAAACAAGACAAUGUACUUCAAGAGGCUGAUGCAACAUUGGAAAUGGCUGAGAGACAUUUUUGUCAAGCUAGUUUAGAAUAUGUAUUCUUGCUACAAGAAGUACAAGAGCGAAAGAAGUUUGAAUUUGUUGAAACUCUAUUGGGUUUCAUGUUUGGUUGGUUGACUUUUUACCAUCAAGGUCAUGAAGUUGCAAAGGAUUUUAAGCCUUAUAUGACUGAACUGCAGUUAAAAAUACAGAAGACUAGAGAAAAUUUCCUUGCUACCCGGGAUAAAACAGAAUCGCUUAUGAAUAAAAUGAAGGAUAUGAAAAAGUCUGCUGUGGAAACCGGUGUCAACAAACUUUACACACGAGAAGGAUAUUUAUUUCUAAUGGAAAAAAAAGCAUUUGGUACAACAUGGACAAAGCAAUAUUGUACAUAUCAAAAAGACAAACAGGAAUUCACAAUGAUACCUUACAAUCAGCUAACAGGAAAGUUUAGUAGUAAAGAAACUUUUGAAUUGGCAUCGUGUGUACGUCGUACGUCAGAUACAAUUGAAAAACGAUUCUGCUUUGACAUCACUGCUGUCAAUAAGCCGAAUGUUGUAUAUACUUUCCAAGCACUUUCUGAAGAAGACAGGAAAUUAUGGUUAGAUGCCAUGGAUGGUAAAGAACCAAAUUGUCCUGUAGUUGGUGCAGCGACAAAAUCUGAAGGAAACGUCUUAGAGGAAACAUUUUCUGGUUCUUUAUUUGUAUCAAAAUGUAUUACUGCAUUGGAAGAAAGAGGUCUUGAAGAACAAGGCUUAUACAGAGUAGUUGGUGUUGCAUCAAAAGUAAAUAAGCUACUAGCGAUGGGAUUGGAUAGAAGGAAAUUAGAAAAACUUAACAUGGAUGAUCGCUUCGAAUGGGAAAGUAAAACUAUUACCAGUGCGCUCAAAACUUAUUUGAGGACAUUAUCUGAACCAUUAAUGACUUUCCGAUACUACAAUAGUUUCAUUUCAGCUGCGAAACAAGAGACGAAAGAAGCACGUAUAAAUGAUAUACACAAUCUUGUUUAUCAACUGCCGAAUGAGAAUUUAGAAAUGUUAAUUCUUAUUAUUGGACAUCUAUGCAGUGUGGCAAAGAAAAGUGAUAAAAACUUAAUGACUAUUAGCAAUUUAGCUGUAUGCUUUGGACCGUCUUUAUUAAGACCAGAAGAGGAAACAGUGGCUUCUAUUAUGGAUAUUAAAUUUUAUAAUAUUGUAGUUGAAAUUUUAAUUGAAAAUUAUGAGAGAAUAAUUGCUGGACCUCCACAAGAUACAGUACGCUCAAUGCCAGGCACACAAAAUACCGUUCCUUCUAAAUCUCAACGUGUCAAUGUCGAGGAUGGGUCAACGUCUUCUGGAAACGGCACUUCUUUCUUGAGACACCCAAUGCACACUAAUAUACCGUCACCACAUUCACAUCUUGUUACAAGAUCAUAUUAUGAUGGUCCAUUAGCGGUUGUUACUAAAUCAUCUUCAGUCGAUGAUCGAAAAAACGGAGAUUAUGAAGAAACAGAACACGCAAGUCACAGAAUGCCAACAUAUUUAGAUAGUCGAGGUGGCCGUGUCAAAUUAUCUAAUGCAAAUGUUAUCUACCAUUCUGCGGAUAAAGUAUUAACGAGUGGCAACACAAGUAGUUCAAAUGAGUCAGUUGCGUCUGAUCCACAUUCCUUUACAUCCGAUUUACCGGUAAAACAAAAGCGUGGUUCUAUGAUGUCUGUACAUUAUGCAUCGGGCUAUGCUCAACGAAAUAAUCCAUCAGUAUCUGUACCUAAUACAUCGCCCAGUAGUGGACGUUCAAGCCCUGGACAAGUACCUGGUAUUUGGAGAGUUCGUACCUUAUAUGCCUGUUUGGCAGAAAACGAUGGCGAGUUAUCAUUUGAACCAAAUCAAAUUAUUACAAAUGUAAAGGCCUCUUUGGAACCAGGAUGGUUAGAAGGCACACUAAAUGGCAAGACAGGAUUGGUCCCAAAGAAUUAUGUUGAACAAUUACCUUGAAUUUGGAAAACCAAAGAGUGCCUACAUUGUUUUUACAUUCCGUAAUUGUACAGACGCAAUGCCACAAUCAAGUCCCAUAGACCAGACGAUUGGAACUAUUAGUAUACUAGCUAAUACUAAGUACCAAAUACGUUGGCGGCGAACAAUCCUUAACGAAGUUUUACAUAUAUUUAUCGCCGUUUUCAAUGUUUCUGCAACGUCUACAUUCGUUGGUUGAGGCUGAGUUGACGGACCUGAAUAUUAAUUAAGCAUUAAAUAUUUAUAUCAAACAAAAGCUUAAUAUAUUACUAUACUUAUUAUCUUACCAGGACUAACAUUCAAAGCAGCCAUAACAGCUUCAUGAUCAGAGUAACUAAACUCUUUGUGAGGUACUCGUAUUGGGAAAGGAUGAUGAAAGUCUUGUACCUCUACCUAUAAAUAAUUGUUGUUAGUCAUACUGAACUAUGUUUAAUAACUCAAAUGCAUUACAAAAACUUAACAUACUUUGUAUAAUUUUGAGCUUAAAUACAAAAUAUAAUCUAUACGUUUUCCAUUGGGGAAUAGUCUUGCAACUUUA
Molecule: messenger RNA, 4024 nt
Organism: Megalopta genalis
Lineage: Eukaryota; Metazoa; Arthropoda; Insecta; Hymenoptera; Halictidae
Source: RefSeq, a predicted model, not a curated record